ACUGCUUUUGUCCAGUCGGGGAAGGUUAGUUAAAGUUUAGAAAGAGUCUUCUUCUCACUCUCUCAAGUUAUAUAUACGUGGCUCUGUAACCAACCCAUUAGAGAAAAAAAAAAAGAUUCGAAAUAUUUCAGUGAAGAUGACCAGAGGCAAAAAGAAGAACAUUGAUGCCGGAGAUCCAACGGAGAACUCACUGUCACUACCUGUUCCCGUUUCCAACACACCACCACCGCCAUCUAUUCCGCCCAAGAAAAUUUUCAUCAUCAAUGCUGAUAUGACUCAGGAAAUGCAAUGGGAGGCCUUUGAUAUCGCCGUCACCGUGUUUGAGAAGAAUCACAAUCUGGAUACAGUUACUGCCGAGGAGAUCAAGACUGAGUUUGAUAGGAGACAUGGCCCCUCUUGGCAUUGCAUCGUUGGUAGCAAUUUUGGUUCACAUGUAACUCAUGAACCCAACCACUUCGUCAAUUUCUAUUUAGAGCAGAAAGCGGUUUUACUUUAUAAAUAUGGCUAGCCAUUUUGUGACACAAAAAUAUGUUCAUUUCUGCCAAGCAAACAUUUUACGUGACAUUUUUUAUUGGUUUGCUUGUAAUUUGAUGUCAUUAAACUACUUCCCAGUUUUGAAAAUGAAUCUGUAGGUUACUAGA
Cicer arietinum (chickpea) is the source of this 641-nucleotide messenger RNA. Its product is annotated as dynein 8 kDa light chain, flagellar outer arm-like. Gene Ontology annotation, biological process: microtubule-based process. NCBI's taxonomy places the organism in Eukaryota, Viridiplantae, Streptophyta, Magnoliopsida, Fabales, Fabaceae. The record is from RefSeq and is a predicted model, not a curated record. Gene Ontology annotation, molecular function: dynein intermediate chain binding. Gene Ontology annotation, cellular component: cytoplasmic dynein complex.